Pteropus alecto (black flying fox) is the source of this 327-nucleotide messenger RNA. RefSeq names its product putative ATP-dependent RNA helicase DDX11-like protein 8. Bases 25 to 267 code for a protein of 80 amino acids. NCBI's taxonomy places the organism in Eukaryota, Metazoa, Chordata, Mammalia, Chiroptera, Pteropodidae. The transcript is spliced from 3 exons. The record is from RefSeq and is a predicted model, not a curated record.
AAGCGUUUGAAGGCCAGGAACCUGAUGUACAUCAGACAGAUCCUGUAUGUCUUGGAGAAGUUUGUAACUGUGCUGGGCGGGAACAUUAAGCAAAAUCCUAAUACACAGAGCCUCUCACAGACAGGGACGGAGCUGAAGACCAUCAAUGACUUUCUCUUUCAAAGCCAGAUCGACAACAUCAACCUGUUCAAGGUAAAGGUUUUACCUUUUCACAUUAGCAUAUCCAUCUCACCCUUGCUGCCACCUGUGGGCAGAAUGCUAUGUUAGCUCUGUGGAAGGAAUUAAAAGUAAGUUCAUUCUGUCUUCAAACAGUCCAGGCAUGUCAUG